AAGCUUCUUUGCAAACAAAUCCUGAGGCUAUACAAAAUGAUCCUUCGGAAAUUUCUAUCACAAAUAAUUUGGGCGAUUCAAUUUACCGUGGACGUGGACGUGCUUCUAUUUUUUAUGGUAGGGCUCGCGGUUGGCCAAGAGUUCGCGGUGGAGGUGCUAUUCGUUCUUAUAAACUUGAUAAUCGUUCUAGCAAAUUGCUUAUCAAAGAUUUCCCAGCUGAUUCCAUUGAAGCUUUAAAAACUUAUUUUCAACAAUUUGGUGAGAUUGAAUCUUUUGUUAAUGUUGAAGAUGAUAAAGGUGUGAUUGCACAUUUUAAAAAUAGAAAAGACGCGGAACAGGCGCUUGUGAAAGGAUCUAAUAUUCCAAAUGUUGGUGUUGUACAAAUGACAUGGCAUUCCGAAACUAAUUCAGCUGUUCAACCAGAGGUUACUAAUUCAACCACAGUUGUUGAAAAUUCUGAAUCACAACCAAUUGUCACAAAUACUGAGGUCAAAACUGAAACUACAACUUCCACUACAUUUAACGAAGCAACCACAGAAACAAAUGAGAAAAAUAAUUUUGAAAAGGAUGAUGAUGAUGAAAGAGAACAUGAAUUGUCUUCUGCUGUACAACUUAUCAAUCCUAAAUCUGAAGUGGCAAGAAGAGGUCAAGCUCUUCAGAUUAAUAUUACGGGUGCAAUUGGUUUACAAGAUGUACUUAAAUCUAACCUUGGUCCAAAAGGAACAAUAAAAAUGUUGGUUGAUGGUGCAGGGAAUAUCAAAAUCACCAAAGAUGGUAAAGUUCUUUUAAGUGAAAUGCAAAUACAAAAUCCUACAGCAGCUAUGAUUGCCCGAGCUGCUACAGCACAAGAUGAAAUCACAGGGGAUGGAACCACAUCUAUAGUUUUAUUGGUUGGUGAAUUAAUGAAACAAGCUGAAAGAUACAUUUCAGAAGGAUUACAUCCUAGAGUUGUUACAGAAGUUACAAAAUCAAUUGAUCGAGAAUUACUUGUUAAUGUCGCUCGUAGUUCUUUAAGGACAAAAGUUCAAAGCACUCUUGCUGAUAAAUUGACAGAGGCUGUUGUUGAUGCUGUUUUGGCCAUUAAACGUGACAAUCAGCCAAUUGAUUUACACAUGGUAGAGGUUAUGAAAAUGCAACAUAAGACUGCAACUGAUUCACGUUUGAUCCGUGGUCUGGUAUUAGAUCAUGGAGCUCGUCAUCCAGAUAUGCCAAGACGUGUAGAAGAUGCUUAUAUAUUGACAUUAAAUGUGUCCUUAGAAUAUGAGAAAAGUGAAAUCAAUUCAGGAUUUUUUUAUUCAAGUGCUGAUCAACGUGAAAAACUUGUUGAAUCAGAAAGAAAAUUUACUGAUGAGAAAGUUAAAAAGAUUGUAGAAUUAAAGAAACAAGUUUGUGGUGAUUCGAAAAAAGGUUUUGUUGUUAUUAAUCAAAAAGGAAUAGACCCUUUAUCAUUGGAUCUACUUUGUAAAAAUGGCAUUUUAGCAUUAAGAAGAGCAAAAAGAAGAAACAUGGAAAGAUUACAACUUGUAUGUGGUGGUGUCGCACAAAAUUCAGUCGAUGAUUUGACUCCUGAUGUUCUUGGACAUGCUGGACUUAUAUAUGAGCACACAUUAGGAGAAGAAAAAUAUACUUUUGUUGAAGAUGUAAAAGAUCCUAAAUCCGUUACCAUCUUAAUUAAAGGACCUAAUGCACACACUAUAACUCAAAUUAAUGAUGCAGUUCGUGAUGGAUUACGUGCUGUCAAGAAUGCUAUUGAAGAUGAUAGUGUGGUCCCAGGAGCUGGAGCUUUUCAAGUUGCAUUAUCAGCACAUUUAACAAAAUUCAAAGAUUCAGUUAAAGGCAGAGCCAAAAUGGGGGUUCAAGCUUUUGCUGAUGCAAUGUUGAUAAUUCCAAAGGUUUUAGCACAAAACGGUGGUUUUGAUGCUCAAGACAUUAUUGUUUCUUUACAAGAGGAAUAUGCUUCCGGCCAUGUUGUUGGCGUAGAUUUAAAUACAGGAGAAACACUUGAUCCUGAGGAAUAUGCUUCCGGCCAUGUUGUUGGCGUAGAUUUAAAUACAGGAGAAACACUUGAUCCUGUUCAAGAAGGUAUUUGGGACAAUUAUAGAGUCAUUCGUCACAUGUUACACUCAUGUUCUGUAAUUGCUAGUAACUUUUUGUUGGUAGAUGAAAUGAUGAGAGCUGGUAGAUCAAGUUUGAAAAAUGAUAAUAUUGCAAAUUAA
Messenger RNA from Entrophospora sp. SA101, 2216 nucleotides. The record is from the annotation of a GenBank genome assembly. Lineage: Eukaryota; Fungi; Glomeromycota; Glomeromycetes; Entrophosporales; Entrophosporaceae.